Messenger RNA from Apiotrichum porosum, 2919 nucleotides. RefSeq lists its product as uncharacterized. Gene Ontology annotation, biological process: regulation of transcription by RNA polymerase II. NCBI's taxonomy places the organism in Eukaryota, Fungi, Basidiomycota, Tremellomycetes, Trichosporonales, Trichosporonaceae. The coding region runs from base 1 to 2919 and encodes 972 amino acids. The record is from RefSeq and is a predicted model, not a curated record. The transcript is spliced from 6 exons. Gene Ontology annotation, molecular function: RNA polymerase II cis-regulatory region sequence-specific DNA binding; DNA-binding transcription factor activity, RNA polymerase II-specific.
AUGGCAGAGUACAGCGACACGCCGUUUCCCGGCGACUACCAGCCAGGACAAGUCGAUGCGUCGCCGGGCUUCCUCGGCACGUUUGACAACAGUCACCUGCCACACUUUUCGCCAGCCACUUCCGAACACUCGUUUUCCAUCCCGGCCUUUGACCCCAGCCGUCCAAACACGUCUGGCGGCAUGACCACCACUGGCAGUGGCACCCCGAGCCACCCCAUGGGGGAGCUUCCGCUCGGUGCCCACGGACCUGGUUCUGCGCAUGGUCCCGUCCACGGACACGGACAUGGACACGGACACGGACACGAGCACCACCACUCGGGCCACAGCCACUCGUUCUCCACCGCAUCCCUGCCUUCCCUGGCGUCUUCCUCCACCUCCUUCUCCCUCGCUUCCCAGGGAGGCGAUGGUCAUCCCCCGGGAAUGUACGUCGCGGGCUUCAACUCUGCCGAGUAUGCCCACCCAUCCAUGCUGCAUGGACACCCAGACGCAAAGGGCCUCGCCCUCAACCCAAACAUGGUCCCCCACCCAGGAGUCGGCCUCCCGCCCGGCGUCGGUCUCGGUAUCGGUGUUGGCAUGGCCCCCAAUCCACUGAGCGGUACCCUUCCUCCGGCCCUGCUGGGGCGGUCGCCCAUUGCGCCCCCCAACGCCGUCAUGCAGGGACACGCCAUGCCCGGCGGCAUGGGCAAGAUGGCACACGACCGUAACCGCAGCAUGAGCCGCCCGACGCCUUACCACGUCUCGUCGCGCUCCAACUCGCUCUCACUCAAGUCGGAAGGCGACGAGGAAAUCCUCUCCAUCUACAGCGGUUCGACCGGCACAAGCUACCAAAGCGCUUGGGCCAACACUACCGGCAUGAUUGCCGGCGACAUGAGCCAGAUGUCCCUCGAACACCGUCGCUCUAGUUCGACGCCCUUUGAGAUUCCCGGGUCCAUGAACCAGGCAGGCCGCCCUAGGGCGCGCUCGUUCUCGCUGGGCAAGAGCUCCAACUCGCUCGACUUCCUCGAGUCGGACCUUGAACUCUUUGGCCAAGCGGCAGACCGCGAAACACAGGUCCGCACCGAUCUCGCCACCAAGGCUGAGCAGGUCCGCUCCCUUUCCCCCUGUCAACACGGCAAGGCGCGUGCUGUGUGGGCCAAGAGAUGGCUCAAGCUGUCGUACACACCUGUAAACGGCUUUACCGUCCCCCGCCAAGGCCUGUAUCACUCGUACACAAUGUCGUGCAACGACUUUGGCCUGCGCCCCAUUAACUCGGCUUCGUUUGGCAAGGUUGUCCGCUCGACGUUCCUGGGAAUUCGCACCCGUCGUCUCGGUGUCCGUGGAAACAGCAAGUAUCACUACGUGUCUCUGCGUCCUGCAAUCUCCACCGAGGCGCACCGCCUCAACGCCUAUGGCGACUCGAGCGGCCAGCUCCACAUUGCGCCCCAGGACGGCGACUUUAGCGGUGGCCUCGACCACGACAUUGGCGGUGACCAAGAGAUCCUCACAGAGGACGACACGGACGAGGAGGAGGACGACGACCUCGCUGAUCUCUCCGACCUGGGCUACAGCAACGGGAUGCACGGGUUCAGUCACGGACCGAGCGUGCUUCGCUCGCGCUCCACGUCGACAGACGAGGCAGUCAUGAUCCGUUCCGCCCGCCCCGCCAUCAGCCGCAUGGGUCCGCCCAUGGCGGGAGGGUCGGGCCCCUCCAUGGCCGUCCGUCUCGGGUCGCCCACCACAGGCAGUCGUGCCCUGCCGCCCUUUCCGGCUCUCCCGGUUGGGGCCGACCCAACCGUAGUCCACUUCUGGACCCGCUUCUGCCAAAACCAAGACCUGCUUGCGCGCUGUGUGGCAGAGCUCCAGUUUGAUCGCUUCGAAACCAAUUAUCGGUCUUUCUGGGAGACACUGUCCGCCGAGUCGCUCGCCCUGUGUGCACAGCAGCCACUGGCCAACCUUAUCGUUGACGCAUCAGCGUUGACCUUUGACCACUUGAUCCUGGUUCUUGUGGAUAAGAUCCUUACACCCAUUACGCCGUCGGCCCAUGCCGCCAUCGGCCUACUCUCUGUCAACUUUGAGCAGAUGAAUGCCGAGACACUGCGUACGCUCUCCACCGAGGUGUCGCGUCCCAUUGUGGAGAUGAGCAGCCACGUCGCCCACCUGCUGUCGCGCUUCCUCGACUUGCACCAGAUCACGACUGCCAUCGUGCCCAUCCUCGCCAACCCGGACCAGUUGGCCGCGAUGCGCGCGUCGUGGCGCAUGCUCGACGCUUCAUUCAUUGUGCGCCAGUGCGCCAUGGCAUGUGACUGCUCAGAGGCCAUCCUCGAGCCUUCCCUCGCUGCGUUUGACGUCUGGCUCGCCGAGGCGGGCUCAGACCCGAGCAUACACCCAGUCGAGCAGCUGGCCGCUUGCGUCGACAGCGCCCUGUCCCGCGCCGAGCUGGCGCCAGGUGUCGGCACGCCGCGCAUGCUCAUCCCGCGUGCCGUCUUCCUCACGUCCCAAGUCAUGCGUCUCCUGACGCUCCGCUCCGACCCGUCGUUCGGCUGGUUCCAGCUCAUCAAGACCUGGGUCGACGACUACGUCGCCGUGGCCUGUGCGCGCCGGUCGGCGUUUGUGCGCGACAUUGACCCGACCCUCUUCCCCCCCGUCCCCGCAGCGGUCACCACACAGCCGCAGCAGCCGCAGCCUCAGCAGCAGUCGCACGGGCACGGGACCCCCAACCUGGCCAUCGACACGGCCAGCGCCGGAUACCAGUCCGUCCCGCCCCUGGACGGCAACGCCAUCACCCCGCGCCCGGCGUUCACGUCCUCGGGCGCGGCCACACAGGCCACGGGCCCCAACGUCGGCGGCGUGGCUGGCCAGCCGACCGUGUCCUCUGUCAACUCCACACCAGCAAUGACACCCACCCCGGCGCCCGUCGCGGCCACGGCCGGGUUCAUGUGA